Messenger RNA from Chenopodium quinoa (quinoa), 3129 nucleotides. Its product is annotated as putative pentatricopeptide repeat-containing protein At3g23330. Gene Ontology annotation, molecular function: protein binding; RNA binding; zinc ion binding. The coding region runs from base 69 to 2309 and encodes 746 amino acids. The transcript has a single exon. NCBI's taxonomy places the organism in Eukaryota, Viridiplantae, Streptophyta, Magnoliopsida, Caryophyllales, Amaranthaceae. The record is from RefSeq and is a predicted model, not a curated record. Gene Ontology annotation, biological process: RNA modification.
GGCAAGAACGCAAAAUAUUACGUACAUGUAUAUUGAUCAUAGAAACACUAUUUCAGUUUACAACUCAAAUGACAUCUUCUAAACUCAUGCAAACUAUUCUCAAAAACCCAUCUUCAAUUUCUUCAAAAUCCCAAGCAAAACAACUUCAUGCCCAGAUCAUCAAACUCAAAGGAUUCAACCCAUAUUAUAUUUCCACUCUUCUUUCUAUCUACUCUAACCUCAAUUUUUUACCUGAAUCCAUCAAUCUCUUUCAUACCCUUCAAUCUCCCCCUCUUCUUGCUUGGAAAUCUAUCAUUAGAUGUUAUACUUCUCUUGGGUUUUUCAUUGAAUCUUUGAAUUGUUUCAAUCAUAUGAGAGUUUCUGGGUUACACCCAGAUCAUAAUGUUUUUCCUUCUGUUGUAAAAUCAUGCACUUUUUUGAAAAGUUUGAAGCUUGCUGAAUCUGUUCAUGCUUGUAUUAUACGUGUUGGUCUCGAUAUUGAUAUUUAUACUGGUAAUGCAUUGAUGAAUAUGUAUUCAAAAUUGGAGAGUUUGAGUGAGAAAUUCGAGGACAACGGUAAUGCCUUCCAUGUGUUCGAUGAAAUGCCUCAAAGAAAAUUGAAUUGCAGGAGUUGUGAUGAUUUGUCUAGCACUAAAGUUGAGGACAAUGUGGUUGAUGGGGUUGAGUUUGAUUUUGAUGUAAUGGGUAGUACUGGUUUGAAUUACAGUCGUAGUAAGGGUAGGGGACCGGGUUUUCGAAAGAGUGGCGUGCAGAAAGUAUUUGAUGUCAUGCCUGUUAGGGAUCUUGUUUCUUGGAAUACAGUUAUUGCAGGAAAUGCACAAAAUGGGAUGUUUGAAGACGCUUUAGCUAUGUUAAGGGACAUGGGAAAGGCGAACCUUAAGCCGGAUACUUUUAGUUUGUCAAGUGUUCUUCCAAUGUUUGCAGAACUUGUGGAUGUUGUUAGAGGGAAAGAGAUUCAUGGUUAUGCUAUUAGAAAUGGAAUCGAUGUCGACUUGUACGUUGGAAGUGGAUUGAUUGACAUGUAUUCUAAGUGCAAUCAAAUAGAGAAUGCAUACAGGGUGUUUAUGCUUUUACCUUCUCGUGAUAGCAUUUCUUGGAACUCUAUUAUUGCUGGAUGUGUUCAAAAUGGACAAUUUGAUGAGGGUCUAAAAUUGUUUAGAAAAAUGGUAAUGGCGAAAGUUAAGCCUGGGAGUGUUUCAUUUUCGAGCAUCAUUCCUGCUUGUGCUCAUCUAACAACUUUACGUUUGGGUAAGCAGUUGCAUGGUUACAUUAUGAGGUGUGGAUUCGAGGAAAAUGUGCUUAUUGCUAGUUCGUUAGUUGACAUGUAUGCAAAAUGCGGGUACAUCAAGCUUGCUAGGUGUAUAUUCAAUAACAUGAAACUACAUGACACUGUGUCAUGGACAGCAAUGAUCAUGGGAUACGCUUUACAUGGGCAUGCUCACGAUGCCAUUUCCUUAUUCAAGCAAAUGGAAAACGAGGGAGUAAAGCCCAACUCUGUUGCUUUUGUAGCUCUUUUAACAGCCUGUAGUCAUGCUGGAUUAGUAGAUGAAGCCUGGAAUUACUUUAACAGCAUGAUUCAUGAUUAUAAACUAUCCCCACAGUUGGAGCACUAUGCUGCUGUAGCAGACCUUCUUGGCCGAGCUGGAAGGUUAAAAGAAGCUUAUGAUUUUAUUUGUAAGAUGUCUUCUCCUAGCAGCAGUAUUUGGUCCACGUUGCUUUCUGCUUGUCGAGUGCAUAAAAAUGUCGAUAUGGCUGAAAAAGUUGCAAGAGAAAUAUUCAGAGUUGAUCCUAGUAACAUUGGGGCUCAUGUCCUCUUAUCAAACACGUAUUCUGCUGCUAAGAGAUGGAAAGAUGCUGCAAAUGUGAGAAUAACUAUGAGGAAUAAAGGGCUAUUGAAAGAAGCAGCUUGCAGCUGGAUUGAAGUGAAGAACAAAUUAUAUGCUUUCGUGGCAGGAGAUAAAUCUCAUCCAUGUUAUGAAAAGAUAAAGGAGGCUCUAGAAAAGUUACUAGAGAAGAUGGAGAAAGAAGGAUAUGUUCCUGAUACAGGCGAAGUGCUCCAUGAUAUUGAUGAGGAGCUCAAGAAGAGUCUGCUCUAUAAUCACAGUGAGAGAUUAGCAAUAGCAUAUGGCAUCAUAAGUACUCCAGAGGGAGCAACGAUUUGCAUAACCAAGAAUAUACGAGUGUGUAGUGAUUGCCAUACAGCGAUAAAGUUCAUAUCUAAGAUUGUUAAAAGAGAAAUAAUCGUUAGAGAUAAUAGCCGGUUUCACCAUUUCAAAGAUGGUAACUGUUCAUGUGGAGACUAUUGGUAGCGCGAAUGAACUUACAGAUUUACAGCAUUGUAAAUGGCCAAAUACUUGGCAAACAAGACUGUCAUAGUUCAUGUUAUUUGGUUGCAAAUUGACAGUAACUUGCUAGCAUAUACAAUUUAAAAUAGAGCUGCAUGUUUCUGGCAGCUACCACAAUUUGGUCCAAAUGUGGAUGUCAUGGGAUGAGACUAAGUUUUACACUGGCUGACACUGGCCUACCGAAACCCUCCUCCGUUAUUCAGGCUUGGGAUUGGCAGAGGGAAACCCAUUGGCGGAGUUAACUUGCUCCACUUCUGGGUUCUAGCAAAUUUUUUGGGUCUUGAAUUUCUGCCCAAAUGAACAAAAUUGCUUAAAAUUGGAUUUUGAGAUGAAGAAGUCGUGCUGAAUAAUGGUUCAGCAACUGGGAUGCAAAGUUCAUCCCAAAUCCAGAAAAUCAGGCCAGGCCAGUCUGACCUGCUCAAUAACAGACUCUCAGAUGAAGCAGAGACUUCAGAAUUGCACAGACGUGUAAACGAUGCAAUUGUUGUAGAAGUAUCAAUUUUGCUUGAUUAUUUGAUGGUCUUUGCAGUUAUUGUAGGCUGUAAAAUAUCGUUUUGCUUGACAUUAUAGUCAAUACUCAUUAACUACCUUUUUUCUUGUACAUAAUUCACAUCAAGUGGCAGCGAAUUAGCGAUGAUUGUUGGAUUGUUCAUCAUUCAUAUGUGAUCUCAGCUACUUGAGCUUGAACAGAGUUUGUAAUUAGAAUGUACUAGAAAGUAAAUCAAUGUAAUAGAUUUGACAACAAAGUUGAAAAGUACUUCAAUUCCAUGAAAUGUUUCUGUCA